Molecule: messenger RNA, 6133 nt
Organism: Prorocentrum cordatum
Lineage: Eukaryota; Dinophyceae; Prorocentrales; Prorocentraceae
Source: the annotation of a GenBank genome assembly
GUGCCGACCGAUGACGCCGCAGCGGGGCCAUCGCAUCGGCGAGUCGCGCCUACCAGCGCCUGCCUGGGGGCCCCAUGCGCACGAGCAACAACCACAGGGCCUGUCGGCAGCAGAGUUGGCCCAGCAGAGUACUUCAAAGGUCCCGCCGUUCUGGGCUCCGUACCUCGAGCAGCGGGGCUACCCCUUCCGCCUGUGGGUCCAGGACGUGAUGCUGUGGUGCGCCGCGACGGAGCUGCAGCCCCCACAGCGUGGCCCAGCUAUUGUCCAGCGCCUGGGCGGCACAGCGAGGGACCUCUGUCGCGAGGUGCCGGUGGAGAACAUCGCGCUGGGCAGGUUCGAUGGCCUGGGCAACCAGAUCGAGGACGGUGUGCAGAUGCUGAUUGCGGGACUCCGACGGCGCUUCGGCCCGCUUGAUGUUCAGACCUCGAUCAGUACUAUCGUGGAGCUACUCACCUUCCGCCGCCAGGAGCGGGAGAGCGUCGACGAUGCGGUCACCCGCUUCGAGGCGCUGCGCGCACGAGUGGGUCAACUCGACGAUCAUUUCGUGCUCCCGACGCCCGUGCUCGCUCUGCUGUUCCUGGAAGCGAUGCAUGUGCCUAAGGCGGUGUACCCCCUCGUGCUGCAGAGCAACAACGGUCAGUUGCCAACGACGACGGACCAGCUGAACACGGUGACUGGCAUGGUGCGGCAGCAGGGGCACUUCGCGGAGCACACGCACGCAGGACCGCAGAGCCUGGCCGAGGGCUACCGCGGCAAGGGACACCAUGGGCAACAUUGGUUUACGGGCGAUAGCGCCAGCGGCACAGCAACGUGGAGUGACACGGCCGCGUACAUGUAUGGACAGAGUGCUGGCGGUGUGAGCAGCACGGGAUCGGCCGUGCACGGCAACUCCUCUCAGCACUACGUUGUUCAGGAUGAGGAGGGCUACGACUGCUGUGCCAUCUGUGCGAGCUACCUGUGCGAGGACGAGCCGGGCGACGAGGACUCGAUGACCGACGACGACGACCUGGACACCUCCAAGUUCACGCCCGAGGAACUCCAGGAGUACUACGGCGACGCCGAGGGCUGGGGAUAUCAUUUCGGCGGAUCAGUGGUGAAUCCCAGAUCCUUGGCGGGCGGCAAAGGUAAGAGGAAGACGGGUGGCAAACACUACAUGGCAGGUUCUCCGAGUGCCACCAACCCUCGGGGCAGAGACGGCCGCAUCAUGCGAUGUCACGAGUGCGACUCGGAGACGCACCUCGUGGCCUCCUGCCCCCAGCGCAAGGGCAAGGGCAAGGGCAAGCACUUCACGGCCUGGAGCGCGCCUAGCGCCACGACGGGUCCACAGACGCCCGGCUCUCAAGCCGCGGAUCCAGUGCUGGCCGCGUACUCACCUUCCUCAGCGCAGCCAAGAACAGGAUCGAUGGCUGGAGUACUCCACUACCUCACGGACGACAUCCAGACGCCCGGCGUGCAGAUCGGCGACCUCGACGAGGACGACGGCCGCGAGGCCUUGGACUGGGAGACCCUCAACAUGCUCGACGACAUCACGGAGCACGACAUGCUGGCGGAGAUACAGGCGAGUGCAGAGGACCGCACCGACGCGAAGACUAGCCCCGAAUGGUUCCCGUGGUGGCGAGUGGACCAGCUCGAGAGCACCAACGAGGAUACCUAUCUGGUCCGCACCCGCAUGAAGAACAAGAGUGGCGAAGCCUUGCUGGUGGACCCCGGGGGCCCAGGCAACCUCGCUGGCGACGAGUGGGGCCAUCGGAUGGCCGAGAAGCAGCGACAGGCAUUACUCCCCCCACCAGUUCGCACGCCUCUCGGCAAGACGCUCGAAGUGGGCGGCGUGGGCUCAGGAUCUCAGCAAGCGACUCAUUCUCAUCGUUAUCAAUUGGCACUGGAAGGAGGUCAAGCGGCUACCUAUGAAGCACUGGUGCUCCCGAACAGCAGCGUGCCGGCGCUGCUCGGGCGGAAGUCCUUGCGGGACCAGCGCACCCUGCUGGACUGCUUCAGCAAUAGGCUGUACCGCAUCGGCCCAGGUGGCUAUUCGCUGCGGCUGAGCCCUGGAUCGGCGCAGCAUCACCUGGAGGAGAGCCAUGAGUGCAGGGCCGACAAAGACCAGGGCAUUGGCUACGUCAACUGCGUCCGAUACUACCGACUCGACAGCAGCGACUUCACCAACUCCGAUGGCGCCCAGCAUGGCGAGCAAGAAGAGUACUACCGCAGCGUCAUCCAGCAGCGGAAUCGCCGCGAGCAGUUCUGGCGGGCAGUGAGCGCGCUGGCCGCGAGCUUUCCCACCGAGCAGAGGACGCGCGACAAGGAGGUCGAACAGGUCUUCGACGACUGCGGGUCCGACUUCACGAUGCUCUACGUGGCGAACGAGUACGAGCUGGACGAGGUCUGCUACGGCACCGAGCUCAGGGAAGAUCAGUACGUCGACGAGCAGCCGUACGUGAAGAUGUCCGAGUUCUUUGGCAUGACAGGCUCGGAGGCAUAUCUGAGCCAGAAGGGCGAGCAGCAUAACUUCUUCCACUCGACGAAUGAUAUGGUAAAGUAUAUGAAUCACUACUACGGCCACCUGCAGCACGACGAUGUCGCGGAGCUGUGCGGUGGAGCAUCGGGAACAUCACGGCUACUUGUACGACGAGGCUACCGACGUGGCCCCAACUUCGACCUCAUCUGCAACUGCAACUUGAUGACUCACGAGGGCCAGCAGCAGUUCUGGGCAUACUUGCAUGACAGCAAGCCCCUCGUGCUGCUGAUCAGCACGCCAUGCACUAGCCUGAAGGGGUUCUCGGCACUCAACAAGGUCAUCAACCACGGCGGCUGGCUGCGCAGUCGCAGGAUAUCAGUGGCACUGGCCCGCCUGGCCGCUGCAGCAGCAUGUGCGCAGAUGAACGCCGGACGCCACUUCGUGUUGGAGCAGCCCCUUGGCAGCGACUUCUACAAGCUCGACGACUGGAGGUACACUGCCAACAACUACGCGGCGGUGGUGCGUUGUCAGGUUGACCAGUGCAUGGCGGGCAAGAUAGGCGCCUGCCCGGAGCAGGACAAGUGGUGCCUGGAGAAUCCUAAAGAUCAUGCAGAGUGGGCCAUCGGCAUUUGCAGGGAGCUGGCCACGAGCAUUUCCCGCAUGAUAGAGCACGUGAGGGCUCAGGGACAUCACCUUGUCGUGUUCGAGUGCUACCCCACGACUGCGGUGCAGGCGGACGGCGCUGCGGCCGCGCGGUCUCAGAUACACGACAUACCCGAAUACCUGGAGAAUGCCGAGCAGACGGAGUUCUACCGAGAGCAGUCGGACCGCGAGACCUGCGGCCACGGCAGCCGCCCGCCGCGGAGGAGCCGACUGCGAAUCAAGCACCAAGCGCAGCUCGAGCUGACGCGCGCGACGCCGAGCCAGAACCACCACCACCUCCACCCGUUCAGGCAGAACGGCGAGCUCGAAGAGCGGGACCCGAUGAUCCACUUCCACCAGCUCUGGCAGCACGGCAAGCUCGAAGAGCUCGAUCGGAUGGUCCACGACCUCGAUCGAGACUGGCAGCAGCACUGGACGGAGCAGAGCCAGCUGAGUCGUCAGGUGGCGCCGCAGGAUCUGCUGACGCCGUCGGUGAAGCACCAGGCGCGGCGCAACCUGCAGCAGCUCCAGCUGAACGACCUCAAGGUGUCGAUGCGGGGACUCAGGCUCGAGCUAGUGACGAGCCCGGCCGGCGCUCCUGCGUCCAUGUUGGCCCUGGUGAAGGAGAUCUGCGACACAUGCCGAGUGUGCAGAAUGUGGGCGAGACCGGGACCGAAAAGUAUGACAGUUUCUCGGCUCGCGACGGGCUUCAACGAGAUGGUCCAGUGGGACAUCCUCUACAUCGGCGACCAGAUGGUGGCCCACAUGAUCGACGAAGCGACACGCUGGACAGUGCGGAACAUUCUAGACCGCAAGACGGCGAUCACGAUCAUUGCCGGGAUCACCAACGGCUAUAUACGGCCUCAUGGCCCCAUGAAGCUGCUGAUUGCCGAUCUCGAGGGCGGCCUCCACGGAGAGGAAGGCAUCGCGAUGCCGUUGGAGAUCGUGAUCGCGGAGUGCGCACUCCUCAAGAACCUCCUCAUCACCGCGGCGGGCUUCAAUUCCUACCAGGCGGUGUAUGGACGACUUCCUCCACUGCUGGCGGAGUUCGAGCCGGUGAGCGACUGUCAGAUUGAUGAUCAGUCUGCGGGCAUCCCGGGCAUCUCACCGGGGUCGCGCGACCCGGUGGCCACCAUCAUGAGCUACGCAGACCAGCUGGACAGCAAGGUCGUGCGUGUUGGUUGGCUCUUCGACGCCGGGUGGAAGCGGACCGCGGACAGCCAGAAGCUCAGCGAGCUGGUUCUGGCGGUGUUGCAUGUAGCCGCCAGCGGCUUCUACCUGGUGGGCUGCGUCGGCGCGAGAGUGGGCAAUGGCGUAUCCGUACUUGAAGGAAUGGCCGGCUGUGACCGCAGUUUCCUGUGGUGGUGGCGGCGUGGCCGCCCAGAGCUAUCCUGGUACCACGAGGCGUCGGGUUCCGCGAGAUUGAAGCUGGCACAGAUCUUUGGCCAGGAUCAUUGGCGAGACGUGAGUUUCGUGCAGUUCAUCCUGACCGACGACGAAUCAGAGUACGAGUUCGCCAGUUGGCAGUAUAUGAAGGAGCAGGCCGCGUUGCCUGCGGUCGACGCCGAGUGCGCUCAGUACGACUUCGCAGCCCCGGACGCAGAUCACGUGGUGGAGGCAGAACACGUUCGACGUCCGGGAGCUGGCGAGAUCUAUGUUCUUCGCAUCUACAACACGGGCCAGCGCGAGAUCGUUGUCGAGCGUGAGAUGAAUGUGCUCACACUGGAGGAAGCCCGAGCUCAUGAGGUUGAAGUACGACAGGCGAUGAAGGAUGAGCUCCAGCGCUGUGCGGGAUUGCAAGCAUUCCAGCGAUUCCCGAAGGAUCAGGCGAACAACGUCAUCGACUCGCGCUGGGUGCUCAAGUGGAAGGAGCUUGAUGGCAAGAAGCAGGUGCGUGCGAGACUCACAGUGAGGGGCUUCAAGGUCAUGCAGUCCCCAGAGCUGUCCACGUUUGCAGGAAUCACGACACGAUGGGGGCAGCGACUGGUGAAUCAAGUGACAGCGCAGCGCAGGUGGCGAUUAUUCUCAGCUGACAUCAGCCAAGCAUUCUUGCGUGGCCUCACCUUCGAGCAGGUUGCCGCCAUGGACGGGGAAGUGAAGCGGAAAGUGCAGUUCACCAUGCCGCCUGGAUCGAUCCCCGUGCUACGACAACUUGAAGGAUACGAGGACCUCAACCCUGUGACAGAUGUGUUGUUGCUCCUUCGCUGCGGGUUCGUCCUCAAAGAUGCGCCGAGACUGUGGCAGGUCAUGCUGAAGAAGGUGUUGGAGAAGACCUGCGGCAGGGCGCUCAUCAGCGACCCGCAGCUCUACGUGUACCACAACGAGAAGGGCGAGCUGCAGAUGAUCAUGUCCUCGCACGUUGACGACUUGAAGGGCGGCGGCGAGGACUACCAAAGGGAGAAGGUGCUGAGCGUGAUAGAAGCGGACUUCGGGAAGCUGAAGCGAGCAUACCGAGUUCGACUAGCGGUUGUCAGCGACUCAGCCUUCCACGCCAUGGAGUUCGAGGGGCUGGCGAUCCGAGGCUGCGUGAUCAUGCUACUAGAAGCCAGUGAAGAAGUGGUAAGGACGGGAUCUACGUACAGAAUCGUGAUGCUAGGCUGGUACAGUCGCAAGCAGAACAAUGUGGUCAGGUCUACGUAUGCGGCUGAGCUGAUGGCGUUGCUGGAUGCUCUUGGCACUGGGACGCUCCUUAACGUUGCACUGACCGAGAUUAACGAAGGUGUAUGUUCUGCCAACCAGAUGCGGAUGCGGCAGGGGAACGGCAACUUGAUGAUGAAGAUGAUGGCGGCCAUCGACGCAAAGGCCGUGUUCGACGCCGUCUCCGCAGAUGUUAUCAAGAUCGCGACGGACAAGCGGAUGUUCGUGCCGACGUUGGCGGUGCGAGAACAGCUGGACCGUCUCCAGCUAGCGCAGCUCUGCUGGAUCGACACGAUCGACAUGCUGGCAGAUGCGCUCACUAAGGGCGAGAUCGACAGGGAGCCGCUCGUGAAGCUGGGUUUCCAGAACGAGUGGCGUCUGAGCGGGCUGCAGCCUGUG